Messenger RNA from Cyclocybe aegerita, 453 nucleotides. NCBI's taxonomy places the organism in Eukaryota, Fungi, Basidiomycota, Agaricomycetes, Agaricales, Hemipholiotaceae. The record is from the annotation of a GenBank genome assembly.
AUGCAUUCUCGCCCGACUCGUCCUCCUACUCCUACGAUACUACCAAGGUCGCAGUCGCAAAUAACACCCUUCUCACACUGGCCAGAAACGACGAACCCACCCCCGGCGUCCGCUUGGAUGUGGUGUUCUAGUAAGGAGCGCAUCCUUAUCGCCACCGCCAUCGCCAUCACCAUCACCAUCGCCAUCGCCAUCAUCGUCGCCGUCGUCCUUCAACCUCACUGCCCGCGCCCAAACUGCAAACUACGUUCCCUCCAGUGCGUCUUCCCACCGUGUUCAACCAUCUCCCCGCUUUAUCUUGCAUUCUUCCCACCUGUAGUACUCUACUCCACUUCUACUCUACCCUGUCCCGCCCCUUACCAACCAGAUCCCUCCCCAACCAUGCCCCGCACGCCCCGCACCCGCAUGCAGUCCCUCACAUCGCACGGUUCCAGGUCGGGUGGGCGCGUGCUCUAA